Cottoperca gobio is the source of this 7154-nucleotide messenger RNA. Its product is annotated as protein unc-13 homolog B-like. Gene Ontology annotation, biological process: presynaptic dense core vesicle exocytosis; synaptic transmission, glutamatergic; dense core granule priming. Gene Ontology annotation, molecular function: calmodulin binding; syntaxin-1 binding; calcium ion binding. Gene Ontology annotation, cellular component: synaptic vesicle membrane; neuromuscular junction; plasma membrane. The record is from RefSeq and is a predicted model, not a curated record. Lineage: Eukaryota; Metazoa; Chordata; Actinopteri; Perciformes; Bovichtidae.
CUGAAAAAGCUGUAAUGAGAGUUUUAAUAAUGGCGUGGCCGUGGCGGGGGGCUGCCGCUCUCUGCCCGUGUCCAUUAUCAGAAAACCACCUGUAAACAUCGACUUGGAGCGAUUUAUAAAAGUAAUUUAACGCUUACAAUGAUACUGGAUAGAGAAAAUCUCCGCUGAGAGCCUGCUCUUCAAACUGUGUGAAACUACUGGACUGUUGCUUAAAGCGCUGGCCAUGUCGUUACUGUGUGUCAGAGUGAAAAAAGCCAAGCUCCAAGGACCUCCAGACAAGUUCAACACCUACGUGACACUGAAGGUGCAGAAUGUCAAAAGCACGACUAUCACGGUGCGGGGGGACCAGCCCUGCUGGGAACAGGAUUUCAUGUUUGAGAUCAACCGGCUGGACCUCGGCCUCAUUGUUGAGGUGUGGAACAAAGGCCUCAUCUGGGACACCAUGGUGGGGACAUCCUGGAUUCCUCUGAAGGGUAUCCAACAAUCAGAGGAGGAGGGCUCAGGUGACUGGCUCUUGCUGGAUGCAGAGGUCCUGAUGAAGGCGGAUGAGAUAUAUGGCACCAAGAACCCAACGCCUCAUCGAGUUCUGCUGGACACUCGCUUCGAGCUGCCUUUUGACAUCCCAGAUGAUGAGGCACAGUACUGGACAGGCAAGCUGGAUCGCAUCAAUACCAUGGGAAUCCAUGAUGAGUACCCUCUUCAGGAUGACAUCCAGAGUCGCCCACUGCCAUUUGCGGCCUCCCAGUGCUCUCUGGAUGACCAGGACAGUGCUGUAGACGACCGGGACAGUGACUACCGCAGUGAGACGAGUAACAGUCUGCCUCCACGCUUCCACACGACGGCUCAGCCUAACUCCUCCCUGCACCAGUAUCCCAUGGGGCCUCGGCAGCAGCACCACCCAGACUCCUGCACGGACUCUGUCCACAGUUUGGACCUCGACUACAGGGACCAGAGAGGAACCAGUCCAGUGGAAAGUAGUCACUUUGGGUCGUCAGGAAACCUGAGCCAGACAAGCUCCCAGCUUAGUGAGACUGGCCAUGAGAGCACUGGAGGUUCAGAACUGGAGGAGUCCUUCCACUCCUACCACAGUACUAGCUUUCACCCCUCCACCAAUGGGCAACCACGCACCAAUGGACAUCUUCCCACCAAUGGACACUCUACUGUCGGUGAGAAGGAGAUCUGUAGGCUGUCCCCUGAAGUAGGACGGGGCCUGAAAAACGACACUCCAGCAGAAAGAGGGUCCUCUAAUCUCCUACGGUUCCAUGAUGAUGGGCCGCCAUUACCCUUUACCCCAUCCAGAGUUCGUUGGUUGAAGGCCAUUAAUAAAGUGAGGGUUCAGCUCCGGGAGGUUCGAGAUGAAGAACCCAAUGCUAGACAAGCCUGGGUCAAACCAGGUGGCGGAUCUGGUCUGUAUGGAAUUGACAGCAUGCCAGACCUGCGUAAAAAGAAACCUAUCGCCUUGGUCAGCGAUGUGUCUCUCGUCCAAGCCAGGAAGGCGGGGAUCGCAUCUGCCAUGGCUGCACGGUCCUCGAUCAAGGAUGAUGAGCUGAAAAACCAUGUGUAUAAGAAGACCUUGCAGGCUCUCAUCUACCCCAUAUCCUGCACUACACCACAUAACUUCGAGGUGUGGACCGCCACUACACCCACAUACUGCUAUGAGUGUGAGGGGCUGCUCUGGGGAAUAGCCCGCCAAGGCAUGCGUUGCUCUGAGUGUGGGGUCAAGUGCCACGAGAAGUGCCAAGAGCUGCUAAAUGCUGACUGUCUACAGCGUGCUGCAGAGAAGAGCUCUAAGCACGGAGCUGAAGACCGGACUCAGAAUAUUAUCAUGGCCAUGAAGGACAGGAUGAAGAUCAGGGAAAGGAACAAGCCAGAAAUCUUUGAGCUUAUCAGGGAAGUGUUUAUCAUCAGCAAAGCCAUCCAUGCGCAGCAGAUGAAGACCAUCAAGCAGAGCGUACUGGACGGCACCUCAAAGUGGUCAGCCAAGAUCACCAUCACAGUCGUUUGUGCCCAAGGACUUCAGGCAAAGGACAAGACAGGAUCCAGUGAUCCAUAUGUCACCGUUCAGGUGGGCAAGACCAAGAAGAGAACCAAGACUAUUUAUGGCAAUCUCAAUCCUGUCUGGGAAGAGAAGUUCCACUUUGAGUGCCACAAUUCCUCAGACCGAAUUAAAGUGCGUGUGUGGGACGAGGAUGAUGACAUCAAGUCGAGGGUGAAGCAGCGUCUGAAGAGGGAAUCUGAUGAUUUCCUGGGCCAGAGUAUAAUUGAAGUUCGAACGCUGAGCGGAGAAAUGGACGUCUGGUACAACUUGGAGAAGAGGACGGACAAGUCGGCCGUGUCAGGUGCCAUUCGCCUCCAGAUCAACGUGGAGAUCAAAGGAGAGGAGAAAGUGGCUCCAUAUCAUGUGCAGUACACUUCCUUGCAUGAGAACCUGUUCCACCACUCGACCGAUAUGCUCGGCCAAGGGGGGGUGAAAAUCCCAGAAGCUCGUGGAGACGACUCAUGGAAAGUCUACUAUGACGAUGUGGCCCAGGAAAUAGUGGACGAGUUUGCCAUGCGCUAUGGGAUUGAGUCAAUCUACCAGGCCAUGACGCACUUUGCCUGUCUGUCGUCUAAGUACAUGUGUCCUGGGGUUCCUGCAGUGAUGAGCACCCUGCUGGCCAAUAUCAACGCCUUCUAUGCUCACACAACCGCCUCCACCAAUGUGUCCGCUUCCGACCGCUUUGCUGCUUCCAAUUUUGGGAAAGAACGCUUUGUGAAGCUUUUAGACCAGCUACACAACUCCUUGCGCAUUGACCUCUCAACCUACAGGAACAACUUUCCUGCCAGCAACAAGGAUCGCCUGCAGGAUUUGAAAUCGACUGUGGACCUUCUAACCAGCAUCACCUUCUUCAGGAUGAAGGUCCAGGAGUUACAGUCUCCGCCCAGAGCCAGCCAGGUGGUGAGGGACUGCGUCAAGGCCUGCCUCAACUCUACAUACGACUACAUCUUCAAUAACUGCCACGAGCUGUACAGCAGACAGUACCAACCUGUUGACACAAACAAGGAGGAGCUUCCUUUGGAGGAGCAGGGCCCGAGCAUCAAGAACUUGGACUUCUGGCCCAAACUCAUCAUGCUCAUCGUCUCCAUCAUUGAAGAGGACAGGAACUCCUACACACCUGUGCUCAACCAAUUCCCUCAAGAACUGAACGUAGGGAAGGUGUCAGCCGAGGUCAUGUGGACAUUGUUCGCUCAAGACAUGAAGUAUGCUAUGGAAGAGCACGAGAAGCACAGACUGUGUAAGAGCACCGACUACAUGAACCUGCACUUCAAGGUCAAGUGGCUCAACAAUGAAUACGUCAAGGAGCUGCCAAACUUUAAAGACGUCGUUCCCGACUACCCAUCAUGGUUCCUACAGUUCGUGUUACAGUGGUUGGAGGAAAAUGAGGACGUAUCUAUGGAGUUUAUGCAUGGAGCCCUAGAGAGAGACAAAAAAGAUGGAUUCCAACAGACGUCUGAGCACGCUCUGUUCUCCUGCUCUGUGGUGGACAUCUUCACGCAGCUCAACCAGAGCUUUGAGAUCAUCAAGAAACUGGAAUGUCCCGACCCUAACGUCAUGGCUCAGUACAGCCGCCGCUUCUCCAAGACUAUCGGCAAAGUUCUUCUGCAGUACAGUGCCAUUCUCACCAAAGGGUUCCCUACUUAUAUUGACAAGGAGAAGAUUCCAUGUGUCCUGUUGAAUAAUGUGCAGCAGUUAAGAAUCCAGCUGGAGAAGAUGUUUGAGUCGAUGGGCGCCAAACAGAUGGACGCUGAGGCCAGUGACUUACUGAACGACCUGCAGGUGAAGCUGAACAACGUGCUGGAUGAGCUCAGCAGCACAUUUGGGAACAGUUUCCAGAGCCGCAUCAAUGACUGCAUGCGACAGAUGGCGUCGCUGCUGUACCAGAUCAAAGGACCGCUCAACGACAACAACAAAAACCAAGUGGAUGCGACUUCUGACAACAUGCUACGGCCACUCAUGGAUUUCCUGGAUGGACAACUCACACUGUUUGCCACCGCAUGUGAGAAGACCGUAUUGAAGCGUGUGCUGAAGGAGUUGUGGAGGAUUGUGAUGAGCAGCCUGGAGAAGACUAUUGUCCUGCCACAGGGCAACGACACAUUUGGAGCACAGAUUCUCUCAGCUGCAAAAGAACUGGGUCAGCUCUCCAAACUCAAGGAUCACAUGGCAGGGGAGGCUAAAAGCCUGUCUCCCAGGCAGUGUGCUGUCAUGGAUGUGGCACUGGACACUAUCAAGCAAUACUUCCACGCCGGUGGCAACGGGCUGAAGAAGGCGUUCCUGGAGAAAAGUUCUGAGCUGUCGUCGCUCCGCCACGCUCUGUCCCUCUACACUCAGACAACAGACACGCUCAUCAAGACCUUUGUGACCACUCAGCAUGCACAAGUGCACAAUGGGAAGGGUAUUAGGUUAACUCCCAAUGAAAAAAUACAGCCCAGCAGGGGUUCAGGCGUGGACAAGCCAAUAGGUGAGGUGUCUGUGCAGACUGAGCUGCACACUCAUCCUGGGAACGGGGAGCGGAAAGUUUCUUUCAAAGUUAUGGGAGCCAACGAUUUAAAAUGGCAGACGUCGGGCAUGUUCCGACCCUUCGUGGAGGUCACCAUGAUCGGGCCUCACCUCAGCGACAAGAAACGCAAAUAUCAGACCAAAUCCAAGAAUAACAGCUGGUCUCCCAAGUUCAACGAGACCUUCCAUUUUGUUCUGGGGAACCUGGAAGGCUUCGAGUGCUACGAGCUGCAAGUGUGCGUCAAAGACUACUGCUUCGGCCGGGCCGACAGAGUGGUCGGCGUGGCCGUGAUUCAAUUAAGAGACAUCAUGGGGAAGGGAAGCUGCGCGUGCUGGUGCCCGCUGGGCCAACGCAUCUAUAUGGACGACACAGGCCUCACUGCCAUGCGGAUCCUCUCCCAGCGCUCCAGUGACGACGUGGCCAAAGAGUUUGUGAGGCUGAAAUCAGAGACUCGUUCGGCAGAGGAGGGCAGAUGAGGGGAGAGAGACAGGAAGGAUGGAAAUGGAAGGUCUCCUGAUUUCACAAUAAGAGAAGGAUCUCAAGAAGCAGGGAAUUAUUUCCCAUAGACGGCCAUGUGGACUCUUUCUUAGACCUUUGACGUGUCUUAGCUGCUGUUGACUGUUUGUUGGCGCCUUACUAAGCUCACCGACACAUGUUACGUUCACACUCUGGGUAUUUUGGACCAGCACUCACUUUCCUUGUUCCUUAAACACUCGCAUUAUUUACCUAGCUUCUUACAGCACACAACCACGUAGACAGCAGCGCACUCAACCUUCACACUCACCAGCUGUUUCGCUAGGCAGUGACCACUUACUCCGUCAUUUAACCUUUAUUAACCUCUCUCCUCAUCAGCUGGAGGGGCACAGUGCGCACUUCACAGCCUCAAGGGAACAGAGGACAUCAAGCCCUGCUGGAGGGCCAACAUGUUCCCACACCUCCCCAGUGUUGUGCAAUAACCCCACCUAAACCCCUUCAAACCGUGGCCGUGUGUUUGAUGCCUUAGACUCUGCCAACUGUGAAUGUGUGAAAAAAAAAAAGAUAAUCUUUUGAACGCCCUAUUGUGAAGCUCCACUGUGAUGGUUUGAGUAAAUGUGAAAACAUGUAUGGUUUAUCUCAUAAAGGGGGCUUUUGUUUGACAAAAUACAUGGCUGGUAUCUAGGAGACAGUCCUAGUUUUUAAGGUCGGUCAGUUGUUGAAUAGAGCGCAAGUGAAGGUGGUGAAAUAUUGUACUGGUUUCACAUCUUGUAAUGUUUUUAAGAGAAGGUACUUCGAGUAAUAACCCUUAAUUUAAAGGAUUGAUCAGUUAAAUGUGUGCCUUGCCAUGUUUAAGUUACCUUUCCUGUUUCCCCAGGAAAGACAACAGUGAUGUGAUCAGUAUAUAACGAUAUGAUUUAAAUCAUUAAUAGUGUGGACGCUGUAUGGUAAAGGUGAACCCUGUUUUGAACAUAUUUAUUUCUAAGUUUAAUCUCUAUUAACAACUCCAGUGUAACCAUAAUGGUGAAGCCAUUUUAUUUAUUUUUAUACAUAUUUAUUUUUUGUCCACGAUUUAUUAAAAAAUAAAUAAAUAAAAUGUUGUUUACUGCUGGGGCGUGUUUUGAGAAUUUGCAAAGAGCAGUAGGUCUGAAUGAGUUGCAUAAAACUGCAGAUGAGUUACACGCCCGCAGAAUAAAGCCUCGUGUUUAUUAUCAAAUUAAUAACAAAGUUGGCGCCUCGUGUCCUUGACUGACGAUAGAGAUAACUGUCUUUUAGAGUUGUUCAUUUAUGAUUGAGAAAUAUUACAUGUUGAACUUUCAGGUAACAACUUUUUCUUCCAAACAAAAGGAUAUCUGAACAUUUGAACACGAGCUCCUCAGGAGUGUAGAAUGACUUCUGGUUUACAUAUAUCUUCCUGCUCUGUCUAUGAAUGGCCUUACUUUAGUGAAAACACAAACACAUUAUGUUUUUAAUCUUUUUUUAUCCUUGUAUUUCCUUUGGCUCUCAGCAAUGAGGACCGGCCACUUCUUUUCCCAUAAGGAUGUCAAAUGUGUUUUGAAAGUGAUGUUCCUUAUCAUUUUCUACUUUAUAUCUUUGAUGAUACUGCAAACAUUGUAACUAUAUCUAAGCUGGGUUUUCUUUGUUGCUUAGUAAUAUUUUGUGUUCUCUUUCCUCUUGAAUCAUCUUUAAUAGUUUGGAUUGAUGUCAAUCAAAUGAUGUUUUAUGGACAUUAGUAAUAUCCAGUGAAUGUGUUCAGAUGAAAGAAUCUUAAACUUACUUUUAAUGAAGGAUGGAUAUUAUGAGCUAUGAUAUGAGAACCUCAACGUGUGCACAUUUUUAAACCGACAACUCUCUGUAGAACCCAGUAAACCAGAUUCCUCUUUGUUACAGCACCCUUGUGAAUACGAAAUGUUUCAUAGCCAUUCUUUAAUAUUCAUGUUCCUUGUGCCAAGUUACAAGUGUUCACUCUUGAUCUCUUUUUUUUUUCUAAAUGUGUUCACUGCAAUAGUUAACAAGUACGGUGUAUCAGUCAGAGUAACUGCAUUUUCGUGGUGUUUUCUUUGUAUUGUCACUACUCUGAAAUGUUGUCACCUUGUAAACAUUCCGAUUAAUGAAUUUUGUAUAAAGUAUUUGAGAAGUAUC